This is a messenger RNA of Fonsecaea erecta, 1251 nucleotides long. RefSeq lists its product as hypothetical. NCBI's taxonomy places the organism in Eukaryota, Fungi, Ascomycota, Eurotiomycetes, Chaetothyriales, Herpotrichiellaceae. The transcript is spliced from 4 exons. The record is from RefSeq and is a predicted model, not a curated record. Bases 1 to 1251 code for a protein of 416 amino acids. Gene Ontology annotation, cellular component: cytoplasm. Gene Ontology annotation, molecular function: ATP hydrolysis activity; GTP binding.
AUGCCCCGAGAUCCACUCAUCGGGCUUGUGGGAAAACCAUCCUCUGGCAAGUCGACGACUUUAAACAGCUUGACAGACGCCAGUUCGAAAGUGGGCAACUUCCCUUUCACGACAAUCGAUCCUCAAAGAGCCGUCGGAUAUCUCCAAGUCGAGUGUGCCUGCAAGCGACAUGGCGUCACCGACAGGUGCCGGCCGAAUUACGGGUCCUGCGUGGACGGCAAGAGAUCGGUGCCCAUAGAACUGCUUGACGUCGCUGGUUUGGUCCCAGGUGCCCAUGAAGGUAGAGGACUUGGGAACAAAUUUUUGGACGAUCUUCGCCAUGCGGACGCUCUUAUACAUGUGGUCGAUGUCAGCGGCACAACGGACGCCGAUGGCAAAGCCACCCGAGGCUACGACCCCAGUGUGGACAUCGAAUGGCUGCGUGGCGAGAUCGUUCGUUGGAUCCAAGGGAACUUGAUGGAGAAAUGGGGAAGUAUCAAGAGACGGCAUCUUGCUGUGAAAGCAUCACCGGUGGAUACACUCCAAGCACAGUUCUCAGGCUACGGUAGUACCAGCGCAGUCGUUGCUCGGUGCUUGGACAAACUGCAGUUGAAACAACCCCUCGAGGAAUGGAGCGAUGAGACUAUUCUCAAAGUUGUCAAUGCCUUCACAGAUGAGAAGUUCCCUACCGUCCUUGCCCUGAAUAAGAUCGAUCACCCGGAUGCAGAUCGCAACAUUGCUAAGAUUGCAAAGCAACAACCGCCCGACCGAAUCGUUCUGUGCAGCGCCAUAUCAGAGGUGUUUCUGCGUCGGCUGGCGAAGCAGGGAUACAUCAAAUACAAAGAAGGAGCAGACUACCUCGACACCCGGGAAGAUCUGAUUGAGCAGGGUGAUCCCAGUGGCGGAGGACUCAAGGAGAUGGAUGACAAGCUGAAACAGCGGAUAGAGAAUCUCAAGGACAUGGUGCUGUACCGUUUCGGAAGUACCGGCGUGGUACAAGUUUUGACUCGGGCGGCAGCAAUGCUCGGCCUUGUGGCGGUAUUCCCUGUGAAGAAUAUCCACACCUACGGCUCGGGAACAGCUGGGUCCACGGCUGUUUUCAGAGAUUGCGUGUUGGUGAACAAGGGCAGUACGGUUGCGGACGUGGCAAGAAAGGUCAUGGGUGAUGCGCCCAUCGCAUUUGUCGAAGGGGACGGUGGCAGGAGAAUUGCGGAAGAUUCAAUAAUAGAGGUUGGGAAGAAUGAUAUCCUGUCUUUCCAUGUCGGGCGGUGA